AUGAUAGAUAUUAUCAUCUGGGCCAUUUCCAGUAUCCUUCGCUGGAUGCGGUUGAAGGUCUACCAAUAUGAAGUGACCUUUUCCCUUUACAUGCUUACACCGAUUGAGAAGUUCAUCUUCAACACCCUGCUCCUUGGCCUCUUCUCCAUGAUCGCAAUGGGAACCUACAUCUACCUCCCCGACCACCUCCGCGCCAUCGGCGGCCGUCUCUACUACUACUGGGCUGGCGAGCGCUUGUUCAGCUCCAGCCGGUUGUCGAUCAGCUCGGUCUUCGGCGAGAACGGGGUCGCCACACAGAUUGGCGGUAUGGUGUAUGAGACGGCGAAGCAGUCCGCUACUACCACUACCGUACGCAUGGCUGAACUGUGA
Penicillium bovifimosum is the source of this 369-nucleotide messenger RNA. RefSeq names its product serine palmitoyltransferase small subunit family protein. The transcript has 2 exons. Lineage: Eukaryota; Fungi; Ascomycota; Eurotiomycetes; Eurotiales; Aspergillaceae. The record is from RefSeq and is a predicted model, not a curated record. Bases 1 to 369 code for a protein of 122 amino acids.